AUGGCAAUUCCACUGCCGAACAUCAAAGGUGAUACAGUCGCUAAAGCCUUCACAAAUUAUUGGAUCAGCUUAUUUGGCACACCUCUCCAGAUCACUUCUGACAGAGGAGCUCAGUUCGAGUCUGAACUUUUUACUGAACUCGCCAGAGCCAUCGGUGCCAAGGUAGUUCAUACCGUUGCAUACCACCCGCAGUCGAACGGGAUGGUGGAACGCUUCACCGUACUGACAGCUUUCAAGCACGACCUGGAAGCAUCACCUUCAGAGAUGCUCUUUGGAACGACACUCAGAAUUCCAGGCGAAUUCUUUGUCACUGACUCCAUCCAGGCCGACAAAACAGCUUUCGUCCAAAGUCUUCGCCAGCUCUUCCAAGCAAUUCGUCCAGUUCCUGCAUCCAGGCAUAGCUCAGCCCACCCAUUUGUCUUCAAAGACUUGCAAUCCUGCACUCACGUUUUCAAGAGAGUUGACAGCAUUAGGAAGCCGCUAGAAGCCGCAUACACUGGCCCACAUCGCGUCAUUAGACGCACAGAACAGCGGACGUUUGUCAUCGACGUCAAUGGCCAAGAGAAGGUCGUCUCUAUAGACCAGCUGAAGCCAGCGUACCUGGAAGUAGCAGAGCCUAUUCCCGAAGAAAAUCCAGCUCAGCGUUUACCUCCAGGCCCAGCUCAGUCUCAGCAGGCCAACCAACAUCAACGACAGACACCUCCACCGGCGUUUCCAGAAGAUGACCUAUCAACUUCAUCUCCAGUCGCUCAGCCUAAGAAGCCCGAGCGUCAUGUCACGUUCCCAGCACUACCCGCGCCAGUCACUGGAGGGGGAGUAGCUGUAGCGCCACAACCUGGCGCACAAUCUUCGCGCCGAGCACGCAAGCAGAAGCUGGAGCAGAGACAAGAGUUUGACUAG
Molecule: messenger RNA, 900 nt
Organism: Copidosoma floridanum
Lineage: Eukaryota; Metazoa; Arthropoda; Insecta; Hymenoptera; Encyrtidae
Source: RefSeq, a predicted model, not a curated record